Molecule: messenger RNA, 1455 nt
Organism: Talaromyces proteolyticus
Lineage: Eukaryota; Fungi; Ascomycota; Eurotiomycetes; Eurotiales; Trichocomaceae
Product: putative vanillin dehydrogenase
Exons: 4
Coding region: 1-1455 (484 amino acids)
Molecular function (GO): succinate-semialdehyde dehydrogenase (NAD+) activity
Source: RefSeq, a predicted model, not a curated record
AUGGAGAAUGGGAGCAAUGUUCUAAGUCAUGUUCCGGUCAUUCCACUGCUGAUAGACAACGAAAACAUAGUCACCGAGGUGAAAUUCGACGUUGUAAGUCCGUUGAACAACCAAUGUUGUCAUCAAAGCAGUAGUGCUUCAACUGUGGAAGCCAAUGCGGCUGUACAAGCUGCACAAGCUGCCUUUCUACAAUGGUCGAAGCUGAAGCCUAAUGUUCGGCGGCAAUUUCUCUGGAAAGCAGCAGAUUUCAUGGAUUCGGUCCAGGAUGAACUGGCUCGUUACCAGCAGGAAGAAAUGGGAGCUGCGUUAGACAACGCUUACCGUGCGGUCAAGCGUGCGUCAGAUCUACUGCGAGAUGUUGCUGCUAUGAUUCCCCUUGUCGAAGGGACCAUGCCGUCCGUUGCGCAGGAGGGUCAGGCUGCAGUAGUCUUGAAAGAGCCGUAUGGUGUCGUCUUGGGGAUUGCUCCUUGGAACUCACCGUUCAUGCUGGGUAUGCGUGCGGUUGCUCUGCCACUUGCUGCAGGUAAUACUGUCAUUCUCAAGGGAUCGGAGUUGUCGCCAAAAUGCUUUUGGGCACUUGGUCAGAUCUUUAGCAGGGCUGGUCUGCCUAAAGGUUGCGUGAAUGUGAUAUUUCACCGGCCAUCGGACGCAGUCGAAGUCACAAAUACAUUGAUUGCUAAUCCAGCUGUAAGAAAACUAAGUUUUACUGGUAGCACUCAGGUUGGUCAUGCGAUUGCGUCUGUCGCUGGCAAUUUUGGGAAACCAGUGUUGCUGGAACUUGGUGGGAAGGCACCUUGCAUCAUACUUGAUGAUGCAGACUUGCAAGAAGCUGCCUCAGGAUGUCUAAUUGGCGCAUUUAGGGGCGCCGGGCAAAUUUGCAUGUCAACGGAGCGCAUCAUCGUCCAGCGAAGAGUUGCCGAAUCCUUCCGUACCAUUUUGAUCGAGAAAGCUCAGGGAAUGCUUGGUGCCUCUUCACCUGUACCCAAUUUAGUAUCAGCCGCUUCGCGUAAAAGGAUUCAAAGCCUCGUCUCUGAUGCUCUGCAUAAAGGCGCUGAAAAGCUGUUCGCACCUCCUGAUACUAAGGAUCAAACAAUCUCUCAGAUGCAGCCUAUCAUCCUUGAAAACGUCUCCCAAGACUCAGAUCUGUAUCACAUAGAAGCAUUCGGGCCACUAGCCUCUUUAUUUGUUGUGGAUUCGGAAGAUGAGGCAAUUGAACUUGCGAAUAAUACCGAAUACGGCCUCACUGCUGCAGUUUACACUAGCAGCCUCACGAGAGGGUUCAAAGUUGCUAGUCAGAUCCAAUCUGGUGCUGUCCACAUCAAUUCGCCUACUAUUCACGAUGAAACUGUGCUACCACACGGAGGUGUUAAAAGCAGCGGGUAUGGUCGAUUUGGUGGUAUUCGUGCACUGGAUGAGUUUUUGCAGACGAAAGUUAUUACAUGGAAAACAGACUGA